CGUUGCCGGAAGAGGCUGCGGGUGAGGUGGGGACCGCCGAGGGGCCUCGCUGCCGCUCCGCGCCGCCGCCGCCUGAGGGGCUGAAGCGGGCUGGGGUCCCGCCGUCCCCCCGCCGGCUCUGCCUUGCCGUGAGGGGGCAGGUGCGGCCCCUGAACGCCCCGCCUCGGCGCGAUGCUGCCCACCACCUCGGUCAGCGCCCGCAGCCAGGGCAACGGGGCGCUGAGCCCCCGGGACGCGGCCAGGCACACGGCCGGGGCGAAGCGCUACAAGUACCUGCGGAGGCUGCUCCACUUCCGACAGAUGGACUUCGAGUUCGCCCUCUGGCAGAUGCUCUACCUGUUCACCUCGCCGCAGAGGGUCUACAGGAACUUCCACUACAGGAAGCAGACCAAGGACCAGUGGGCGAGGGACGACCCCGCUUUCCUAGUGCUCCUCAGCAUCUGGCUCUGCGUGUCCACUGUAGGAUUUGGAUUUGUGCUGGACAUGGGUUUUUUUGAAACAAUAAAGCUGCUUCUUUGGGUUGUAUUCAUAGACUGUGUAGGCGUUGGUCUCCUGAUAGCAACUUUAAUGUGGUUCAUUUCUAAUAAGUACUUGGUAAAGCAGCAGAACAGAGACUAUGAUGUGGAGUGGGGAUAUGCCUUUGAUGUUCAUCUGAAUGCCUUCUAUCCACUUCUAGUCAUUUUGCACUUUAUCCAGCUGUUUUUCAUCAAUUAUGUCAUCAUAUCUGAUUCAGUCAUCGGAUAUUUUGUUGGGAACACGUUAUGGCUGAUAGCAAUUGGCUACUACAUCUAUGUGACAUUCCUAGGAUACAGUGCAUUGCCAUUUUUGAAGAACACAGCUAUUCUUUUGUACCCGUUUGCACUUCUCAUCUUGCUCUAUUUGAUCUCAUUAGCAUGUGGAUGGAACUUCACCAAGAUGCUUUGUUCCUUCUAUAAAUACAGAGUGAAAUAAAAACCGGACUUCAUCUAUCUAAUGUUUACUUUGGUUUUACCUUAGCUGUCUUGAUGAUAAAGAAAAACAGUUAAGAACUUAUUGUAAAUGGUUGUAAAUUUCUCUUUAUUGUAGAUAAUUGUGUAAAAAAAAGUUUGAAGUGUCAUUUUUAUUAAAAUAUUUACAACA
Molecule: messenger RNA, 1119 nt
Organism: Cygnus olor (mute swan)
Lineage: Eukaryota; Metazoa; Chordata; Aves; Anseriformes; Anatidae
Gene: UNC50
Product: unc-50 inner nuclear membrane RNA binding protein
Exons: 6
Coding region: 172-951 (259 amino acids)
Cellular component (GO): Golgi membrane
Source: RefSeq, a predicted model, not a curated record